AUGUCGGGCUGCCGCGCGGUCGCACGGCCGCUGACGAGGCAAUUGACACAACCAUGCGCCAUUCGGACGUUUACCAGCAGCGGCGCCGCCCGCGCCACCGAGACGACGACUCAGGAGCCAUCGACGACAUCAGCGGCGCAUCUCGACCCCAACACCGUCCCGCGGGAGCUGGAGCAGGAGCUGAUGGACCAGGGCACGAUGCCGAUUGGCUCGCGGCGCCGACGCGAGGCGAUCCGGACGACGGGCAGCCUCCCCUUUGAGCAGCUGCCGUACCAGGCGUUCCAGGAGGCGCGCAAGAUCCUCGCCGCCGACCGCGAGGCCAAGGUGGCGAGCCUCCAGGCCACGGCGGCCAAGAUGGCGGCGCUCGAGGCCCGCGACGCCGCCGAGGUCAGGGGCGGCGAGACGAUGCGGCAGAUUCGGCUCAAGAGCCUGCGCAAGGAGGCGCACCGCCUGACGAUCCUGGCGGACAUUAACGACCCUCUGGUCAAGCGAAAAUUCGAAGACGGACUCGGCGACAUGUCCAAACCCAUCUACCGCCACCUGGCCGAGAAAAAGUGGCGCUCGUACGACUACAAGCUCAUCAAGCAGCGCAUCGAGCAGUUCAGCAUCGUGCCCGACGUGCUGCCCAAGCUCGAGCCCGUCGUCGACGUGCAGCUGUACUUUGACAGCGCCAAGAUCCAGCCCGGCCGCGUCGUGCCCAGCGACGUCUCCGAGCGCGUCCCGCGCCUCAAGGUCCAGGCCUUUGACGACAAGGGCGAGCGCCUCGUCACCGUCGUCGUCCUCGACGCCGACGUCCCCGACGUCGACGCCAACGCCUUCUUCAAGCGCUGCCACCUCAUCGCCGCCAACAUCCCCGUCAGCCCUUCGCUGCCCGCCGUCGCCCUGCCGCUCCUCCCCAGCCCCGCCGCCGUGCCCUGGCUGCCGCCCACCGCCUCCAAGGGCGCGCCCUACCACCGCCUCGGCAUCUUCGUCCUCGAGCAGACGCCCGGCCAGACCGUCGACGAGGCCAAGAUCAGGGACCUCUACGCCGCCUCGCGCGAUCGCUUCUCGCUCAAGUCGUUCCGCGACAAGUUUGCCCUCACCCCCGUCGGCUUCACCAUGUUCCGCACCGAGUGGGACGAGCAGACGGCCGACGUCAUGGCCAGGAACGGCCUCGACGGCGCCGACGUCGAGCUCCGCCCGCAGCGCGUCUACAGCCUCAAGCCGCCCGUCAAGUCGCGCGGCUGGGAGGCCAAGCACCAGAGCGCAAAGUACCUCCACCUGGACAAGUACACGAAGCGCAUCAAGGGCAUCUCCAACGCGCGGGGGUGGACGAAGCGUCGUUAG
Messenger RNA from Akanthomyces muscarius, 1326 nucleotides. RefSeq lists its product as uncharacterized. Bases 1 to 1326 code for a protein of 441 amino acids. The transcript has 2 exons. The record is from RefSeq and is a predicted model, not a curated record. NCBI's taxonomy places the organism in Eukaryota, Fungi, Ascomycota, Sordariomycetes, Hypocreales, Cordycipitaceae.